This is a messenger RNA of Bolinopsis microptera, 4561 nucleotides long. Its product is annotated as cAMP and cAMP-inhibited cGMP 3',5'-cyclic phosphodiesterase 10A-like. The transcript is spliced from 26 exons. NCBI's taxonomy places the organism in Eukaryota, Metazoa, Ctenophora, Tentaculata, Lobata, Bolinopsidae. Gene Ontology annotation, molecular function: protein binding; 3',5'-cGMP-stimulated cyclic-nucleotide phosphodiesterase activity. Gene Ontology annotation, biological process: signal transduction; negative regulation of receptor guanylyl cyclase signaling pathway. Bases 12 to 2915 code for a protein of 967 amino acids. The record is from RefSeq and is a predicted model, not a curated record.
UUUAAAGCUAGAUGAGAUUCAAGGAUAUUUACACCACUGAAGAAACUGAAGAGCCCUACGAACAGCCUUACGCAACAAUUGAAAGUCUCUGCAAAUUUGAUAAAGAGUCUCAAACUGAUGAAACUGAAGAUUGCCCAUGCAGAAGUGGUCAAACUGAUAGGGAUAUUAAAGAUCAAAUAAAAGAUGCAGAGGUUUGCAAACGGAGAUUGAAAUCGUGGAUAUUAAACCACGUUCCUGAACCUGAACUUAAGACUUGGUUUCAGAUGAAUGAGUCCUACUCUGACACUUCAGAUACGUUAGAAAAAGAGGACCUCCUUCCUCUGGACAUGACUAUAGGGACACCCAGCUGUGUGGACGACGCUUACUUUACUCUCUUUACAAUCACCCGGCACGCCUUCCAACUGAUUGGAGGUGAUCUGUACUCAAUGUACAUCAAGCAGGAAUAUUCAAACACGCUGCACCUUUACAACCCUUCAGAAGCACAGCACACGUGUCACAGCUGCCUAACCCAACACUUUGACGUGACGGAACGUUGCGAGGACGUUACUGUCGCUGCUCACGUAGUCCAGACCAGGAAUAUCGUCAACGUGGGAGAUGUUCUUCAAGAGGACACCAAGUUCCCUGCCGGUAUUGGCAAACGAGGACCGAAGACACAGGCAGUACUGGCAGUUCCGGUCCUGCUAGAUAAUGAACAAUGUGCAGGUGUGAUCGAGAUAUGUCGAGACUUUGGGAAGCCACAGUUUACACAACACGACGAGCAGUUGUUACGAAAUUAUUCCAAGUGGGGCGAACUAGUCGUCAGAUAUGCUAAGUUGUAUGAAGCAGUAAAACAUCAGACGGAUUUUAACGACCUACUACUAAACGUGACGAAGUCGUUAUACACGGAUAUUGUGCAGGGCAAAACAGCUGACGAUCUAUCUGUUAUUGAUCAGAUUCUGGAACAAGCAAAAGAUUUGAUAAACGCAGAAAGAUGUUCUCUGUUUUUGAUCGAUAAAGAAACAGACGAACUCUACGCCAAAGCAUUUGAUAUUGGUGCGGGCAGCGACGAGUCAAAGAGCUCGACUAUACGGACACCUAGUAAGAAAGGGGUUAUUGGAGACACCUUUCAGACAGGAAAUGUUAACAGGAUCGAGGAUGUGGACAGUGACGAGCGAUUUAAUAAGGAGAUUGACAAGCUGACAGGCUUCAAGACACGUAAUCUACUGUGUAUACCAAUACACUCUGAUAAGGGAAUAAUAGGGGUCACGGAAAUGGAGCGAGGAUUUUCCCUGAGUGACGAGCGAGCGUUUUACACGCUGACAGUUUUCUGUGGCCUAGCUCUCUAUACUAACAAUCUGGAAAGGAGACUCGCUAGAAUGCUGACGGCUCGAGAGAUAAACAUGAGCGUUUUGAACUACUACCGGGUUUGUUCACAGGACGAGUGUGACGUCAUAGCCGCCCUGCCCCCUAUGCAGGUCUCUUCCUUUCAGCUCUCCAGGUACGAUUUUGACACGUGGAGUUGCAGUCAGGAGACUCAAGUCAGACUUUUUAUCGGACUAUUUGAGGACCUUUUCCCGGGACUCUACGACAGAGACUUACUUAUCAGAUUCACACUUACUGUCAAGAAGAACUACCGAAAAGUAGCGUACCAUAAUUGGGAACAUGCCUUCUGCGUGGCUAACUGUAUGUACUCGAUAUUAAAGUCAAACCAAGUCAUGUGCUUUACUACUAAUGAGAUGUUAGCCUUAUUUGUAGGGUGCAUUUGUCAUGAUCUAGACCACAGAGGUUACACAAACAGCUUCAUGAAGCUUACCGCACACCCCCUCUCUGCUAUCUACUCCAGCAGCAUCAUGGAGAAUCAUCACUACGAACAGACCCUCCAGUUACUCAUGCAAAAAGAUUUGAACGUGUUUGCUAAUCUGAAGCCAGAUGACUAUGUUAACGUAAUCGCGAUCAUGAAGCACGCUAUCAUAGCAACUGAUCUUGCUCUUUACUUCGACAAUAGGACCACUUUAAGAGAGCUUCACAACAAGAAUUUGUUCAACUCUGAUGACAGGGAACACAAGCAGAGACUCAGAGCUCUGAUCAUGACCUGUUGUGAUCUCUGUGCGGUAACCAAACCAUGGAAUGUUCAGAAGAUCGUUGUGGAGCAUAUAAAUGAAGAAUUCCACAACCAGGGAGACCAGGAAAAGGCUCUUGGGUUCGAACCUCUACCUUUGAUGGACCGUGCUAAAGCAGAAACCCAAACAGCUCAAAGCCAGGUAGAUUUCAUAACCUCGGUGUGUUUGCCAGCUUACAAGCUUCUCUCCGAAUUAAUGCCAUCAACCUCACCUAUGUACGAGGGGGCACUGAGUAACCUUAAAAAGUGGGAGACAGUGGCUAAACAUGGUCCCGAAGCUGUUGAAAUUCCAACAAAUAAUGUGGAGAAUCAGGAGGUUACCAAGCCGGCCGCUAAACUCAGACGGACCAAAACUAACGGCAACAAAAAGGGGAAGAAUGUUGGCAAGGAUAGAUUUCCUACCCACAAGGUCUCAAUAGAGUCUAUCAGUGGUAAACGUUUAUCGCUAAACGGGGGGUUUGAAAACCGGUACACGGCCAGACACACCAGGCUGGACUCCCGGAGCAAGAAGAUUGCCGGUACAGACACCUGGAUCAACCCCAAGAAGACAGGCGACAGCUGGCUGAGCUACAAGAAACAACAGAUAACUGGACCUAUGAGGAAGUAUCUGGAACCUGGGGUGGCUUACAAGGAGGCCGGGGCCAAGAAAUCCUUUCGUAAACUUAGACCUGCAGGCGCCCAAAACGUUCAGACAAACAGAGCUGCUCUUGCAUCUAAACCGAUCGUCAGAGGAGACAACAACAACAACAACAAGAUAUCAUCCUCUGGAGCUGUCAGCAAAUACAGUGGAAUGUACUCUAAAUAUAGACAGCGAUAGUUUAUUUUAUUCGCAUUGUUUGGCCGAUUAACUCUACAUUUUAGGACAUAAACCAACUGAUAUAGUGUAUAUUUGAUUAAAAUAGGGUAAAAUAGAGAUAUAAUCGGUAGAUUGAACCGCACAAAUUGAGACAAUUGUGAGGGCAAUUAUUGUAAUUGGACAGUUUCAUAUUAUAUCGUCAACUGAUUUCCACCACUAGGUUCACUUUAAGAUUUGAAUUAGCUACAUUUUACAGGCAGAUUCGUAGCUGACUAGGACUCAUAUUGCUUACAUAACUCUUAAUCUUGCUUUGUAAGAUUGGAUAGUAUAUACUCGUAAUCUCAUAUAUAUUGUAUAACAACCGUUACUUGGUUGAGCCGUGAAUUGCAAAUUAAUCGUUAUUUAAUGUUGUAGAAAGUCCAUUAGUUGUUAUUUAAUGUAGAUAGUUGUAGAUAAGUUUAUUCGUUUACCUUACAUAAAUUAUUUUGUAAUUAAGAUUCAUUGAAUAUAGAUUCAAGGUAACCCAAGCUAUUUGAUUGUUUAUAGGUUUUUGGAUUACAUUAUUAUGAUUCUGUUGUCUGUCGCAUUUACUUGUCCAGAACGAAAAAGUUAUAACCAUGAUAAUUUGGUUUUUUUAAUCUUUUGAUUAAUUUUCUUUCUCCGUUCGACUAGGUGAUGAGCUGUUUUUGGUAAAACUUUCAUGAAAUAAUCAUCUGGCUGACACGUCCACAAUAAUCUCAAAUUAUUUGUUAUUAUUACAAUAUAGCUGUAUUGAAAGUAUUAAAACGAUUAUGGACGUCACAGUCAGAAAAUUACUUAAUUAAAUUUUUACCUAAAACAAUUUGUCACUUACUCGUAGUCGAACAGAGAAAGAAAAUCUAUCUAAACAAAAUUUCAUACUAUGCGACUAAAAAACUAUCAGCUGCUCAAGUAUAGUACUUUUUAAUCUACUUUAGUAUACUUUAACUUAUAUUCGUUGAAAACAGUCCUGAAAUCAGAAAAUACAUGUUUUGUUUCCUUUUUUGUUUACAGUUUACGUUGUAUGAUUGUUAAAAUUAUUUAACAUAAAAAAGAAAUUAAAUUAAUGUUUAUUUUAACAAAAAUAGAACUUAUAAACGAUUUGUUUUCAGCGUUUAAGUUAAUUUUGAGCUGACUUAGCUGCUUUAUGACACUUCAAAAAUAUCUAUUUUCUCUCAUGGAAAUUUUAAUUGUAACCGUCAAUUAGGUAGAUGAUAAUCAUAAUAUGUCUAUGAACAUCAUAUUUUGAUGAUACUGAAAGUGAUACAUAUUGAUAUUUUUACUGCUAAGACUAGAUGGACCCUCUUUGAAGUAUUGCUAGUUUUGCAGAUGUAUUUUGACGGUGACCAUCUCAUUUUUAAAAUUGACAAUAUGAACAAUUGUACUCAUUUAUGUCAGAUUUAAACCAUAUAAUUAUAAAACGUAUGUAUUUUACUAGAAUUAGAGUUGUGAGUGAAAACAUAGUUCAAUGUUUUUGCUCUCAUUUUAAUAGACUGGACGGAAUAACUGUGAUUAUUCUGUUGCCUUAUAGGUUGUAUAUUAUUUAUUUAAUUUCAAUACGAUACAUUAAGUUGAACUUGAAAGUGCAUAUCACGUUUGUGAAUUAGUUUUUGUAUAUGCUGAUAGUGAUCUAGAUUAACGUUGCAAAG